UAUCAGCAGCAACUUCACACAAUUCAUUGACCCUUUUUAAUUUUUUUUAUAGUAAUUUUUCUUUCAUAUAUCAAAUCAAAUCAAAUUUUACCCAAAAUAAAAAAUCAAAUUAAAUUAAUUAGUUCAUACAAUAUUUCAAGGUUUCGUCUAUCACAACGCACACAAACAUCCUCGAUUUUCUCAACCUCUUCUGUUCUGUUCUGUGUUCUGUUUCAAUAGGGUUUCUAUUUUUAUUUAUUUUUUCCCCACAAAAUUCUUAAUUUCGUCGACGCAAGACCAUCGAUUUGUGUAUUGAAUUGGUGCUGCAUUUGCUCAGCGAAUUGAACUUGAUUAGAGGAUGCUAUAAAGUUUAGUUCUUGGUGGGAAUUUUGAGUGUAUCACACUGAAUUUUGGAAUAGAAUGUUCAGUCCAAGCAUGGAUUCUGCAAGGGAUGUGGGUGGUGUUGUUGCCGCAGGGACGGUGCUGAUUCCAGUGCGGUUUGUGUGGCCAUAUGGGGGAAGAACUGUUUAUCUCAGUGGUUCUUUCACAAGGUGGUCUGAGCUUCUGCAAAUGUCACCAGUUGAAGGUUGUCCAACUGUGUUUCAAGUUAUUCAUAACUUGGCCCCUGGCUAUCAUCAGUACAAGUUUUUUGUUGAUGGAGAAUGGCGGCAUGAUGAGCACACCCCCCAUAUAACCGGAGAUUAUGGGAUAGUUAACACUGUAUUAUUGGCUACUGAUCCUUUCGUACCUGUUUUACCUCCGGACAUAGUUUCUGGGUCCAACAUGGAUGUUGACAAUGAGACUUUUCAGCGUGUGGUCCGAUUGACAGAUGGUACAUUGAGUGAGGUGAUGCCAAGAAUAUCAGAUGUUGAUGUACAGACCUCACGCCAACGUAUUUCUACAUACUUGUCUAUGCGCACAGCUUAUGAAUUACUUCCCGAGUCAGGCAAGGUUGUUACCUUGGAUGUUGAUCUACCAGUGAAGCAAGCAUUUCACAUACUACAUGAGCAGGGAAUUCCCAUGGCUCCUCUUUGGGAUUUCUGCAAGGGGCAGUUUGUUGGAGUUCUGAGCGUUUUGGAUUUUAUUUUAAUUUUAAGAGAGCUUGGGAAUCAUGGGUCCAAUCUGACAGAAGAAGAGCUUGAAACACAUACCAUAUCAGCUUGGAAGGAGGGAAAAUGGACUUUAUUUUCAAGACGUUUCAUCCAUGCAGGGCCAUCUGAUAAUUUGAAAGAUGUUGCUCUAAAGAUUCUGCAAAAUGGAAUUUCAACUGUUCCUAUUAUCCAUUCAUCUUCUGCAGAUGGUUCAUUUCCACAACUACUACAUCUUGCUUCACUUUCAGGGAUCCUUAGAUGCAUUUGCAGGUAUUUUAGGAGUUGUUCUAGUUCAUUGCCCAUACUUCAACUUCCAAUUUGUGCAAUUCCUGUGGGCACAUGGAUGCCCAAAAUUGGGGAGACAAAUCGCCGGCCUCUAGCAACAUUGAGACCAAAUGCUUCUCUUGCUUCAGCCCUAAAUUUAUUAGUUCAAGCUCAAGUAAGUUCAAUACCAAUAGUUGAUGAGAGCGACUCUUUACUGGAUAUAUAUUGUCGGAGUGAUAUAACAGCCUUGGCAAAAGACAGAGCUUAUACACACAUUAAUCUUGAUGAAAUGACAGUUCAUCAGGCAUUGCAGUUGAGCCAGGAUGCUUUUAAUCCUAAUGAGUCGAGAAGUCAAAGAUGUCAGAUGUGUUUGCGAACUGAUUCUUUGCAUAAAGUGAUGGAACGCUUGGCAAACCCAGGUGUCCGGCGGCUUGUUAUUGUUGAAGCUGGCAGCAAGCGAGUUGAAGGCAUCAUAUCACUGACCGACAUAUUUAAGUUUUUCCUUUGUUAGUUUGGAUUGGUGACUGAACAAGUCUGACUGUUAGUGCUGCAGUGGUCAUGACCCUUCUGCAUCUAACGCAACCAUCAUCGGCCCAACCACUAAAGGGGGAGAGAGAGAUUCCAGAGCUUCUGCGCGAUGAUUUGAUCGUUAUUUCAUUGAAAUACAAUUGGAUCGGAUCAGCCUCUUGCUUCAUUGCCUUGUUUUAAGAUUUUAGGCUAGUGAAAGAGGCAGACCUGUAAAUUUGAGUUUUUUCAUUGUCCCAAAUUAUUUGUCUCCCCCCAUUCAUAUUUAUCUUCAAAUAUGUUGUGCUCCUGAUACAGAUACAUAUUGUUAUUUUAAGGUACAAAGUUUAGGGGGGGAGGGGGGGAAUUUAUGGGAGGACAAAUAUUUGAAAUACUAUUUGUAUUGUUUUGUUGAUUAUUAGCGUUAGUUCCUUUGACGUUGUCUCCAAGGAAAAACGUAAGUGUCAAAUCGGUAAUAGGUAAA
Molecule: messenger RNA, 2322 nt
Organism: Medicago truncatula (barrel medic)
Lineage: Eukaryota; Viridiplantae; Streptophyta; Magnoliopsida; Fabales; Fabaceae
Product: sucrose nonfermenting 4-like protein
Exons: 14
Coding region: 400-1845 (481 amino acids)
Source: RefSeq, a predicted model, not a curated record